Messenger RNA from Macadamia integrifolia, 504 nucleotides. RefSeq names its product secreted RxLR effector protein 161-like. NCBI's taxonomy places the organism in Eukaryota, Viridiplantae, Streptophyta, Magnoliopsida, Proteales, Proteaceae. Bases 1 to 504 code for a protein of 167 amino acids. The transcript has 3 exons. The record is from RefSeq and is a predicted model, not a curated record.
AUGGAUCUGAUUAGCCAGUUGAGGGAUGGCAUUUUCAUUUCUCAAACUAAGUAUUUGAAAGAAAUGCUGAAGAAGUUCACAAUGGAGGAUUGUAAACUUCUGAGCACUCCAAUGAUGACCGGAUGCAAGCCAGAUAUUCUACAAGCAGUGUGUAUGGUUGCCAAGUUCCAAGCAGACCCAAAGGAGACACAUGUUGGAGCAAUAAAGAGGAUUUUUAGAUAUCUCAAGGGGACAAUUGGUUAUGGUCUAUGGUACUCUAGAAGCAAGUCUUUUGACUUGAAAGCCUACUCGGAUGCAGAUUGGGCUGGUUGUGUAGAUGAGAGAAAGAGCACUAGCGGAGGAGCUUUCUACUUAGACAACAGUUUAGUUGCAUGGCAUAAUAAGAAGCAAGAGUUAGUUUCUCUAUCUACUACAGAGACAGAGUACAUUGCAGCAUCUACCAGUUGCACCCAGGUUCUAUGGAUGAAACAGAUGUUGAAAGACCUAAAUGUGGAGCAGAAUUAG